This is a messenger RNA of Falco peregrinus (peregrine falcon), 3577 nucleotides long. It is a transcript of the gene ZUP1, whose product is annotated as zinc finger containing ubiquitin peptidase 1. Gene Ontology annotation, biological process: regulation of gene expression. Lineage: Eukaryota; Metazoa; Chordata; Aves; Falconiformes; Falconidae. Gene Ontology annotation, cellular component: nucleus. The record is from RefSeq and is a predicted model, not a curated record. The coding region runs from base 1587 to 2795 and encodes 402 amino acids. The transcript is spliced from 9 exons.
GGUUGGGGCUGGCCGUGGUGGUCGCCCGGCGGUGAAGGGAAAACCAGCCUGCAGCGCUUUGCCGCUGUGCCAGGGACUGACUGCCCGAGGGUGGCUGUACCGUGCCGGGGGUACAGCCGGAGCGCCUCUUCUGCGGUGUUCAUACCGGAGGAUGCCGCUGGAGAGCACCCGCUGUCUCGUACGAGGCUCUGUUGUUGCUCGAUUCCCAGUUGGUCCAGGCGCAUUUCAUUGGUGCCGUGGUAAUUUCAGUUUCAGAAGUCCGGUCUCUCUUGACUUCCCCUUUUCCAGUGAGGCACUCCUUACUUGAGUAUAGUGAAUCCAAGAGUUUGUUUUCUUUACCUUGAUCGUUGUGGGUGUGAUUAAUAAUACUAAAUAUGGUCCUUUCCAGCAUUCUUUCAGAGGUUCGUCUUUCCAGGUUCUGAUGUAAAUUAAAUCUCCUGGUUGGAAGGUAUGUACUGGCUGUCCAGAGGUACAGGUACUCUUUCAUUCAGGUACCUAAGAAAUGAAGAUAGAAUAUGCCCCCAAUGAUAACAUGUAUUCAGUAAGUAUCUGAUUUCUGCUUAUAUGCAUCUAAUCACCUUUCCCUGUUAAUCUACUUACAGGGUAUGGUUUGCCACAUAAAAUUUCAAAAGGACUAAUUGCUUCUUGAACCCUCGGGGUAGUUCAGAUUCAUAGUAAAGCUACGGGCAAGACACCUACCCAUUUUAUUUGAGUUCCCUGGCAUCAUUUUGAGAUUUGUCUUUUCAGGGUCUGAUUCAUUCUUUCUACUUUCCGACUAGAUUGCAGUCUCUAGGGUAUAUGUAAGUCCCAAUCAAACUCCUAAGAACCUGACAAUUUUCUGUACUACUGUAGCAAUAAGAUGAGGCCCAUUAUUGGGUGGUAUCCCCUCAGGUAUUUUAAACCUAGGAGUAAUAUCUUUCAGUAACACUAAUUACUACUCUUGCCUUGUUGGUUUGACAUGGGAAAGCUACCCAUUCAGAAAACCUAUCUACGAGUAAUCAGUACGCAUACCUGCUGGUACAUCUUGGUAACUCAAUGAAAUCUAUUUGCCAGUGUUCCCCUGGAGUAUGUCCCCUCUUAAUUUGUCCUGGAGGGGUCUUUUCUGUAUUUUUGGAUUAUUUCUGCAACAAAUUAGUAAUUGUUUCACAAUAAUAUUAGCAAGCUGUUACAUUCUCAUCCCUACAGCAUAAUAUCUUAUGCUUGCCACUGUUGCCUCUGAUCCCAUAUGGGUUUCCUCAGGAGCUUUCUUUACAAAUUCCUUCAUUAAUGGAGCAGUAACUAUCAUCUGUCCAAUGUCCAUUGUCCAACAUCUAUAUUCAGUUUUGGUACAAUUCAGAAGUUUUGCCAAUUGAUCAUCCCUUUCAGAGUAAUGUGGAGGCUCUUUUAAUACUAACUUCUCAAUAGGAAUCAAAGCUCCCAUUACAGAAUUCAAUAGAGAUAUCUGUUUUGCAGUUUCAUCUGCUCUUCAGCUAAUUGCAUCUGGUUUUACCUUCCGGUGAGCCUUGCAGUGAAUCACAGAUACUUUUGGGUUUUGAACUGGAUGUUAGAGUCCUAAAAUUUCUUUCACACGUUUGGAGUUCCUUGUGAUGAGAAAAGCCCUCAUUCUUUUCAAAUGGCCCUACACAGGAAAUUGUGAACAGCUAUAUGAAUGUCCAAUGUGCAGUCUUACCUGUACAAACAUACAGAUACUUGAAGAACAUGUGGAUUUACACUUAGAGGAACAUAGCUUUUCAGAAGGUGGAAACAUAGGAGAUCUAGAACUGGCUCAACAGCUCCAAAUUGAAGAAGAUAAACGGCAGAAAUCAGAAGAACAGAAGCAAGAGAGGGAAGAAUUUAAAAAGCUGCAGAGACAAUAUGGCUUGGAUAAUUCUGGAGGCUACAAGCAGCAAUUCCUAAAGAAUAUGGAAAGGGAAGUUGAUAGGGGAAAGAUGCAGCCUUUUGAAUAUCACAAGAGGAAAGCUGACAUGAUGGAAUGUUUGGCUUUUGGUAUAGAUGAUGGGAAAACUAAGACCUCAGGAGUCAUUGAAGCGUUGUGCAAGUACUAUCAGAACGAAAACAAAGAUGUGAGACAUGUAUGGCUUUCAGCAGGAGUAGACCACUUCCAGUCAUCUUUUGGUGACAGAGGCUGGGGUUGUGGUUACAGGAAUUUCCAAAUGCUCCUUUCCUCACUGCUGCAAAAUAGCUUGUAUAAUGACUGCUUGAGAGAUACUACACUAAUUCCUAGUAUACCAAAGAUUCAGUCCAUGAUUGAAGACGCCUGGAGGGAAGGCUUUGAUCCUCAAGGGGCAUCUCACUUCAACAACAGAUUACAUGGUUCCAAAGCAUGGAUAGGAGCAUGUGAAAUUUAUUCGCUGUUAACCAAUCUCCGGAUAAAGUGUCAAAUCAUUGACUUUCACAAACCAACUGGCCCUAUGGGUACACACCCUCGUUUAUUUGAGUGGAUUUUGCGUUACUAUUCUACAGAUAAUGAAGGUGGUACAAAGGUAGUGUGUACUUCCAAACCACCCAUCUACUUGCAACAUCAAGGUCAUAGUCGUACUGUUGUUGGAAUAGAAGAGAAGAAGAAUAAGAACUUAUGUUUGCUGCUGUUUGACCCGGGCUGUCCUUCCCAAGAAAUGCAGAAACUGCUAAAACAGAACAGUGAUGGUACUAGUCUCAGACAGCUUCGAAGAUUUGUGGGUAGCUUAAAAGAAAAGCAAUACCAGAUAGUGGCUGUAGAUGGUGUACUGUCAUUGGAAGAGAAAGCUGCUCGCUGCCGUGCUUCUAAGGUCUUAACAUCAGAGAAGAUUCCUUAAAGGAUGCCUUUAUACCUCUUUCUGGCAUUUACUGGAUGUAAAAUACUAAACUUUUGGACUGAGAUCCUAACUCCACAAUUUCUAGACUUAAACUAUGUCUCCAUAAAUGCUUGGGGGCUCUGGAGAAGCACAGCACUGGUGUAAAUCUGUAGUUUUUAUCUUCAGUCAGAACUCUGCCUUCCUGAUGAAUCUGUAACUCUGAAGUAUUACAGUCCUUGUCUUACUAGAAGAUUUGGCAUUUUCUUAGUUGCUGAAAUUGCCAAGCGACACCCACCAUCCCACAGCCAACUAUGCACCACAGUUAACUGUCAGUAAGCAGCGCGUAAAGAUACUGUGUGACUACUUUAUUGGAGUGCCUGGACAUGGUUUACCUCUGUAUGUAUAUUUAUGUUGCCUCUGUGGCCAAUGCUCUGUUUCUUACAAAAUUUGGUCAACCCAUAUCUAUUAUGCCUCAGCAAAUUCUCUGCAACUGUUCGCAAAAUACAGAGACGGUUCGAUGGUUUCACGAUACAGUCUGUUCCACUGGGGAUUAGUUUACUUACUGAUCUUUUCAGUUAGCUGGCUUCUGUGGAUGUAUUGCUUGUAAACAUGAACAUGUGUGCCUGUGUGGUGGAUCAACGUUAGCAUUGGCUGUGAGGUCUAAGUGGUGUCCAAAGUGGGGGUGGGUGGGGGGUGCUUUAGGGGCUGCACAAGACAAUCCAUUGGGGUAUAGGAAGAAAAUGGUUCUUUUGUACUAUGAAUACAUAAAAUAAUAAAAAAUAUUUCUAAAGUCUUUUAUUUCA